Messenger RNA from Protopolystoma xenopodis, 951 nucleotides. The record is from the annotation of a GenBank genome assembly. NCBI's taxonomy places the organism in Eukaryota, Metazoa, Platyhelminthes, Monogenea, Polystomatidea, Polystomatidae.
UUGUUUAGAAGACAAAAUAAUCUUAUUUGGCCAUUUUGCCUCUUUCAUUACAAGGUUUAUCGUGUCUUCUAUGAUCGUCUUAUUACUGACGCUGAUCGCCAAAAGUUUUUUGAGAUUGUACGUCAGACCUGCUCAGACACUUUUCGUACUAACUUGGAUAAGGUGCUAGGCCAUCUCUCGAAGAGUGGACGAGUUGCAGAUGAAGAUGUGCGUAGUCUGAUGUUUGGAGAUUACUUGAAUGAUGAAGGUGUAUAUGACGAGGUUACGAACCUGAAAGAACUGGCAACUCGGAUGGAAAGUUUUUUAGAGGAUUAUAACCAGAUAUCCAAGACUCCUAUGCGUCUUGUUAUGUUCAAAUUCGCAAUGGAGCAUGUCAGUCGAGUGAGUAGGGUAUUGAAACAAGAUAGUGGACAUGCACUCCUUGUAGGGGUUGGUGGAAGUGGUCGUCAAAGUGCUUGUCGGUUAGCAGUGCAUAUGGCUGACUAUGAACUGUUCAGCAUUGAGAUUUCUCGCAAUUACGGUCAAACUGAAUGGCGUGAUGACCUAAAACGCUUACUUCUUAAGACGGGUUGCGACGGCAAGCCGACGGGAUUUCUCUUAUGUGAUAGCCAGAUUAAAUAUGAAUCUUUUAUGGAGGAUAUCUCGAUGUUGCUAAACUCCGGCGACGUGCCCAACCUCUUCCCAUCUGACGAAAAAGCAGAGCUGCUAGAAAAGAUGCAAACCUAUUCCAGAGCGGAGGGCAGGAAGGUGGACCUCUCUCCUCUGGCUAUGUACAACUACUUUACUGAGAGAGUUCGUAAAAACUUGCACAUCGUCUUGGCUAUGAGUCCGAUAGGUGAUUCUUUUCGCUCAAGGCUGCGUAUGUUUCCUUCGCUUAUCAACUGUUGCACGAUCGAUUGGUUUCAGGUAAUUUGUUGCAACAAAUUGCCCAAGGAUGGAUUUACAUGGUAG